AUGCUACAGUCGAACCACCGAUUCGAGCCUCCUGACGAUUGGGUACUGGGCCCGCCACAUGCCGAUGGAUCGCAGGAGCGCUGGCGGAACAGCAUCAGACAAGCUUAUCGACUCAAGAACUGGCAGCUGCACAUCGCGGACAUCGACCUGGUCCUUCGUGAUAGCAAGCAGACGGAGAUCGCUCGACUUGCUGUCUACCGCUGCCAGCCAUAUGUGUCUUUGACACGUGGCAGGAUCGAAGAGUACUUUCGCAGUCGAGAAAAUGCGACAGGAUGCCUUUGUGUCGUCGGUGUUGCGGAAGUGGCUGAGGACAUGGAGAGUGCUUCCCUUGUGAUUCGCAGACGAUCCGUGCCAGACGAUCAUGACAGACUUGACGCAUCAGAGACUACUGUUGGUCACCCACAAGCAUCAGCCAAUCAAGUAUGUGCUGACAAGCCGAAAAAGCCACAGCAGGAGCUUAGUGCCAAUGCUUCUGGAGUCAAGGAGUUGCACGGGCAGAUCGGUCAUAGUGAUGACGGGUACAACGAUGGGUUCAGCGAGGACGAGUACCUUUAA
This is a messenger RNA of Fulvia fulva, 555 nucleotides long. RefSeq lists its product as uncharacterized. The record is from RefSeq and is a predicted model, not a curated record. Lineage: Eukaryota; Fungi; Ascomycota; Dothideomycetes; Mycosphaerellales; Mycosphaerellaceae. Bases 1 to 555 code for a protein of 184 amino acids. The transcript has a single exon.